AUGUCAGCCGAAGGUUGCACGAGGGCUGGGAUACUGCUAGGUUGCUCAAGCCUAGGCAGGGGAAGUCGAGAGGCAGAGGUUGGGUUCGAACCACAAACCUUCCGGUCAGUAAAUUCGCGCCCUAACCACUUGGGUCAUCUCGUCCCCCAGCUAGGAGUCAUUCAAUUCAAUUCAAUUCAAUUCAUCAGCUAUAAACCGUGUGUCAUAAGCACAUUGGUUCCAGCUGCUACAGUUUCCAUCACCGGAAAACCGGAAAGUGGAACAUACAACCAAGCGAAGGCGUGUUCAGUUUGUUCGGAAAUCGGGUCCACCCUAGUUGAAGGCGAUAGCUUCGAUGCAUGA
Molecule: messenger RNA, 342 nt
Organism: Opisthorchis viverrini
Lineage: Eukaryota; Metazoa; Platyhelminthes; Trematoda; Opisthorchiida; Opisthorchiidae
Exons: 2
Coding region: 1-342 (113 amino acids)
Source: RefSeq, a predicted model, not a curated record